UCCCCCCAAGGGAUUGGUGCAUAGAGGACGCCCUCCAUCGUUCAUUGGCUGCUGGGUCUGUCAAGAGCAUCGCAGUGCACCCGGGAGCUGUAGUCCGGUUGCUCGACUUGCGAGCGUGCGCAGUGAGUGGCCUGGAGGAAGGGUAGGAACCGCUGACUUCCGGCCUGGCUGACAGUUUGGGGAGUCUAGAGUGCUCGCGUCUGAAAGACAUUCUUUGCAAGAGAAUAUGACUUCUCAGUGACUGGUAAGAGAUGGAAUCUAAUCCACAGGGUAGGCAUGGCAACCAGUGUAAGGCAGUUCCUUGAGGCAAAUGAUGGCUGCAGCAAGGAGUCCCCAGGCACACUCAUCCUCAAACAAGGACUGCAUACCGGGCCGGAAAUCAGCCCUUCAGCGCAAUAGCAGUGACUGUGAGGCCUCCCGCCAGCGCUUCAGGCAGUUCUGCUACCAGGAGGUAGCUGGCCCCCAGGAAGCUUUUAGCAGACUCUGGGAACUCUGUUGUCAGUGGUUGAGGCCUAAGACACAUUCAAAAGAACAAAUCCUGGAGCUGCUGGUUUUGGAACAAUUUUUGACCAUUUUGCCAGAGGAGAUCCAGAGCUGGGUGAGGGAGCAAUCUCCAGAAAAUGGGGAGGAAGCUGUGGCUCUGGUUGAGGGUGUACAAAGAGCUCCUGAACAACAGGUCUCAGGUUCUGAGAAGGACUUCAAAGUGCUCAUGGAGGAGAUGGCCCCUUGGGGAGCAGCCAGAGAAUCACUGAGAUCCCAAUGGACACAGGAGGUUCAGCCAGAGGAACAGACUUUGAAGGGAUCACAGAGCUUAUACCAAAGCCCAGGGAAACAGUCAGAAGCUUGGCUUGUUCCUCAGGCUCCCGGAAACUUGCUCCAAAAGAAGGGUCUCCAAGCUCAGGAGACAGGUGCUGUGGUCUGGACAGCUGGGUCCCAGGGACCAGCCAUGUGUAAGGACAGAGCCCCAUCCCUCUGUCAGCAAGAAUGGAUGUAUGUUAGCCCUGCACAGAGGGCAUUCUACUGGGGUGCUACACAGAAGAAGAACAGACACUUCUCGCUGGGUAAGGAUCCACCCUGGGGCUAUGAAGAGACCAAGACAUUCCUGGCCAUUCUCAGUAGUUCUCAGUUUUGCAGAAAACUUCAGACCCAUAAGCAGAACAGCCAGAUCUACAGUGGGGUGGCGGAAAGACUCUGGGAGCAGGGCUUCUUGUGGACCCUACAGCAGUGUCACAGUAAGUUUAGAAGCCUACAGAUGAGUUACCACAAAGUAAGGCUAGGCUGUGUGCUUGAGCCUUGUAUCCUUUAUGAAGAAAUAGAUGUUUAUUCAAGCUCCUGGGCCUCUGUACCUCCUGUGGCAAGCAGUGCUGUUCCUAGCCUAGAGGGAAGUAUUACUGAGGCUGGAGAGAUGCAUCAGCAGAGCGGGGAGCCCAAAGAGGUUGUAGAAGAUGGCACUGUGGAUGGUACAAAUAGCAAUGAAAAAGACUUCAGGAACCCUGAAGAACUCACAAAAUUUGACUUAACAGUCCUGUUCUCAAAUAGACUUGGUUUUGAGAUCAAGAAUGGUAUUAAAAAAGAGAAUCUGAAAUGGGAUGACGAUUCAGAGGAAGUAGAAAUGAAUAAAGCUUUACAUGGAAAGUCUAGUGGAGAAGUUUUUUGGCACUCUGAGCUAAAAAAACGUUGGGAGAGUGAGCCAACAUCAAGAAGGCAAUAUAGAAAUUCUCCAGGGAAAAGUGAGGAGAAACCCCCAUCCCAGGAUAAAAUGAGUCACCAGAGACUUUGUACUGGGGACAAAGCUUAUACACAGUUCCUCUGUGGGAAUAACUUCUCUCAGAGUGUGUCUGUUCCCUGCAAGCCAGCCCUUGAACUAGAAAAAUCUUCUCAAUGUCCUGAAUGUGGAAAAACCUUUAGUCGAGGUUCUUAUCUUAUUCGGCAUCAGAGAAUCCAUACAGGCGAGAAGCCUCACAAGUGCAGUGAAUGCGGGAAAGGCUUUAGUGAGCGUUCCAACCUCACUACCCACCUACGAACUCACACAGGGGAGAGGCCCUACCAGUGUGGGCAGUGUGGGAAAAGCUUCAACCAGAGCUCUAGCCUCAUUGUCCACCAGAGGACCCACACGGGGGAGAAGCCUUAUCAGUGCAUUAUUUGUGGAAAGAGAUUCAACAACAGUUCUCAAUUCAGCACUCACCGGCGCAUCCACACUGGAGGGACCCUGUACAAGUGUGCAGAAUGUGGGAAAAGCUUCAGCAACAGCUCCCACUUCAGUGCCCACCAGAAAACCCACACUGGGGAAAAGCCUUACAAGUGUUCUCAAUGUGAGAAAAGCUUUACUACGAACUCUGCUCUCACUCACCAUCAGGUAGUACACAUAAAAGAGAUGACUGUCAUCACAGGAAGUGAGAGGUAUGUUGUAAGUUUGUAGGAAACCUGAGAAACCAAUUCCUUAGGUCCAUGUGUGUUCCUUCGAACUUCCUUCUGCUUGUGGAGAGAUCUAGCCAAUCCAUGGGUUAGUAAGUGGACUUAUUGACAACUGGAUCUUAAGAACCAGGUCCAGGAACAGGAAUUAGCAUAAAGAUGCUGACCUCUUCUGGCUCUGCCUGUGACUUCAGAGUCCUGUCUUACUGUGACUUAAAGUUUGCUACAAUGGGGAGAAUGCUGAAGGAUCCGUAAGUUCUGCCAGGAAACCAGGGUCUCCCUGUUCCCAACAUUGUGAAUGUUUUCCUAAAUGACUUAAUCUUCGAGGAAACAGUACAUCAAGGUUAACCUUUAUAAGAUCUCUCACUUUACCAUCACCCCUACCAUAGUUCCUGAUUGUCUUUUACAGCAAAUGGUUGUAAACAUUACUAUUUAUGGUGAAAAUAAAGGUGUUUCUCCCUCUA
Messenger RNA from Nycticebus coucang (slow loris), 2876 nucleotides. RefSeq names its product zinc finger and SCAN domain containing 32 (gene ZSCAN32). Gene Ontology annotation, molecular function: DNA-binding transcription factor activity, RNA polymerase II-specific; RNA polymerase II cis-regulatory region sequence-specific DNA binding. Gene Ontology annotation, biological process: regulation of transcription by RNA polymerase II. Lineage: Eukaryota; Metazoa; Chordata; Mammalia; Primates; Lorisidae. The record is from RefSeq and is a predicted model, not a curated record.